Carica papaya (papaya) is the source of this 1112-nucleotide messenger RNA. The record is from RefSeq and is a predicted model, not a curated record. Lineage: Eukaryota; Viridiplantae; Streptophyta; Magnoliopsida; Brassicales; Caricaceae.
CAUCACUACUAAUGGAGUUUCCCGCCAUUUCAUUCUUCCAAUCCCAUCACUUCUUUCCAAUUUUCACACCCAUGGCGGUCGUCAUCCUUCUUUCAGCUACCUUGAUUUAUGCAGCUGUAAGAUCACUACACAAGUUUUGGUGCAGCUGUGAAAUUUGCAGAAGCUAUGUCUCCUCAUCCUGGUCAAAGUCCUUCACCAACCUCAGUGACUGGUACACUUAUCUUCUCCAAAACUCUCCCACUCAAACCAUUCAUCUCCAUGUUUUAUCCAACACAAUCAUCACUGCUAACCCUUCUAAUGUUGAACACAUUCUCAAGACCAAAUUUCAUAAUUACCCAAAAGGAAAACCUUUCUCCACAAUCCUUGGUGAUCUUCUUGGAAAAGGUAUCUUCAAUGUUGAUGGAGAUUCAUGGCUGUUUCAGAGAAAAAUGGCUAGUCUUGAACUUGCCAGAAUAUCUAUAACGAGAUAUGCAUUUGAAAUUGUUUCCCAAGAGAUCAAAUCCCGUCUUCUUCCUUUACUUUCUUCUUCUGUUUCCCAACAAGUAGUAUUCGAUUUGCAGGAAGCUUUUCGUCGAUUCUCCUUCGAUAAUAUCUGCAGAUUUUCAUUUGGAUUAGACCCUAAAUGCCUUGAUUACUCAUUCCAAGUCUCUCAUUUCGCUGAUUCUUUCGACCUGGCAUCGAAAAUAUCAGCAGAAAGAGCAAUGGCAACGUUACCCUUUUUGUGGAAGAUGAAGAGGUUUUUCAAAAUAGGAAAUGAAAAAAAGUUAAAGGAAGCCAUUGAAGUUAUCAACAUGAUUGCCAUGGAAGUCAUAUUACAAAAAAGGAAACUAGCCUCAUUCUCCUCCAAUCAAGAUCUUCUUACAAGAUUCAUGGCUUGUGUCAAUGAUGAUUCAUACCUAAGAGACAUAGUCAUAAGGUUCAUUUUAGCAGGCCGAGACACCAUGGCAUCUGCCUUGACUACAUUGUUCUAUCUCCUCUAACACCCACAAGUUAUUGUCAAAAUCCAACAGGAAUCUAGCCAAGUCCUGUCACGUAAUCAAGAACUCCCCAGGUAUGACCAAAUCAGGAAUAUGCAUUACUUACAUGCUGCAAUCUAUGAAAGUUUGAGACUU